GCGACGCCAACCGAGCGUGGGCGACCACCACGGACGCACUUUGUCGCUUUCGCUGAGCCUAGGACUUGGAGCAGGUGAUGUUGAAGUAGCUGGUGGCGCGGUCGUCCCCGCACCCGUCGCUGCGCCGGCUCCGUCUCGGAUCUACGAUAGUCUGAAUGGGGGCACAAGUGGCACGACCACUUCCAACCCGUACCCCGCGAUGAAUGCAGUGGCCCCACGAAGUCGCUUCGGCCCCAACAGCACGACUGGCACCAGCGGCGCUACUCGCUUUAUGGAUCGAACCCAGACGCGACCGCCGACAAAC
This is a messenger RNA of Amoebophrya sp. A25, 304 nucleotides long. Lineage: Eukaryota; Dinophyceae; Syndiniales; Amoebophryaceae. The record is from the annotation of a GenBank genome assembly.